Gastrolobium bilobum is the source of this 1236-nucleotide messenger RNA. Its product is annotated as probable pectinesterase 15. The record is from RefSeq and is a predicted model, not a curated record. Gene Ontology annotation, molecular function: pectinesterase activity. The transcript has 5 exons. The coding region runs from base 1 to 1236 and encodes 411 amino acids. Gene Ontology annotation, biological process: cell wall modification. NCBI's taxonomy places the organism in Eukaryota, Viridiplantae, Streptophyta, Magnoliopsida, Fabales, Fabaceae.
AUGAGAUUCAACAGAACCCUCUUUUGGCUCUCUGCCUUUGUCAUUUCUCUCUUUUCUAUCAUAGUUGUUCAUCAUACCACGCCACCUUCCCCCACCGCUACCACUGCCAUUACUCCUCAAGAUAGUUUCAAUUCUCAGCUAGGUAUACUUAGUAAGAUUAUAAAGAUUAGUGGUGUUCAAGACUUAGUGUCCUUAUUGCUAACAAGUAUUGCUUGGGGGAGACAUCAUCAUCGGAAGAGGCAUAAGGACAUAUGUAACAAGACCAAAUGGGCUUCUAGGCUUACUCCAUACUAUAAUGUGACUCUUGUUUUCACGGUUGACUUAAAGGGUUGUGCUAACUUCAGUAGCGUGCAGAAAGCAAUAGAUGCUGUUCCUGAAUCUAGCUCUGAUAACACCCUUAUUAUCAUCGAUUCUGGUACAUACAGGGAGAAGGUAGUGGUGCAGGCAAACAAAACAAACUUGAUACUUGAAGGUCAAGGUUACCUUAAUACAAUCAUAGAAUGGAAUGACACUGCUAAUUCCACCGGAGGGACUUCCUAUAGCUACACGUUUGCCAUCUUUGCUUCUAAGUUCACGGCUUACAAUAUCAGCUUUAAAAACACAGCUCCUAGGCCGUUACCGGGAGAGGUUGGGGCACAGGCAAUUGCAUUGACAGUUACAGGUGAUCAAUCCGCAUUCUAUGGUUGUGGGUUCUAUGGUGCGCAGGACACACUCAAUGAUGAAAGUGGGAGACAUUAUUUUAAAGAAUGUUUCAUACAAGGAUCCAUUGAUUUCAUAUUUGGAAAUGCUAGAUCACUUUAUGAGGAUUGUAUCAUAAACUCUAUAGCAAAAGAAGACUGGGUUGGGGUUAGUGGGUCAAUCACAGCACAAGGGAGGCAAACAUUGCAGGAGCAAAGUGGGUUUUCUUUUGUAAAAUGUAACAUUUUGGGAAGUGGCAAAGUGUGGCUUGGUAGAGCAUGGGGAGCAUGUGCCACUGUGGUCUUCUCAAGAACAUACAUGUCUGAUGUCGUAGCUGCUGAUGGAUGGAACGAUUGGAGAGAUCCAUCAAAAGACCAGAGCGUCUUCUUUGGGGAGUACCGUUGUGUGGGACCUGGAGCAAACUAUGCAUCUAGAGUCUCUUAUGGGAAGCAACUCAGAGAUUAUGAAGCAAUCUCCUACAUGAAUAUUUCCUACAUUGAUGGAAAUGAUUGGCUUGUUAAUUAUUUUCAAAACUAUGCUAACCAUUCAUGGAGUUAG